Frankliniella occidentalis (western flower thrips) is the source of this 4198-nucleotide messenger RNA. RefSeq lists its product as uncharacterized. The transcript is spliced from 5 exons. Lineage: Eukaryota; Metazoa; Arthropoda; Insecta; Thysanoptera; Thripidae. The coding region runs from base 1692 to 2795 and encodes 367 amino acids. The record is from RefSeq and is a predicted model, not a curated record.
CUACCUAAUAGGCGGACCCUUAUUAGUUUUCUUCUGUUUUUUAUCUCUUCUGUAAAUUUAAUGCACUUCGCUCAGCUACCCCGUGCAUAAUGUUAACGCACGGGGCCCUACGUUUUGAUCUGGAAACAUCUGGCACGGUAAGUAUUUGACAGAUACAAAUUUGUUCUACAUCUUCUUGUUUCAGCUGUAGCAUAGCCUUUCUCAAAGUACUUUAGUUUGUUUUGUUUUCUAUUCUCUCUGCAGAAAUGCAAUCACCCCUAAGGACUCUCCAUUUCCAAGGAAUGUUGAUCCUCGCCCAUUCUCAAGAACAUACGAUAAAUUUUAUAGCAGUAAAAUUCAGUGUGUGGUUCUCAACGUUACUGCCGCUGGUCCAGUUACUCAUUUGAUGUGCAUUUUAAUAUGGUAUUUUUUUCCCUCUCUGUUGUAAUUUACUUUGAUUGGUUUCCUUUUCUCAUCAAAAUCUUGGGCAUCCUUAAAAUUCCCUCUAAAAACUCCAUUAAAUAAUUUGGUUUUAAGAAAUAGUCAUUCUUGCCUCAUGAUGUACCUACUUGAAUUAUAUGCAUUGUAUCCAAAGGACGCCCUGUAUUGGGGCUGUUUCAUUCCCAACUUAUGCAUCCCUGGUUGUGUUUCACAACAACAACUUUGAAAACAGAUAGUGUGUUUGAGACGUAUUAAUUCUCUAGGGGGAAAAUAAAUACCCUGUUUUACACUGUAAUGCAGAGGGCUGACUUGAAUUCAAAAGAAAUUUCAAGUGGAUUUGUAUCAUUACUCAGUUUUAUCACUUUUCCCAGGGCUUUUUAAAUUUUUAUAGACACAUCCUAAACUAUGAAUACUUUGUGGAAAAUUUCUUGUUUUACCUCGUAUGGAUUGCAAUAAAGUACAGGGAGAGAGCUGUUCUGGCACCUGGAUUUCCCUAAUUUCUCAGAGGGUGUCAGUGGGGUUUGUUUUUAAGAGAACAUCUGUUAAAGAUUGGUAUUAGGGUGGUAUGUGUGCUGAAGUUUAUAUAUAUAUAUCACUUGAUGUUAUACAGUAAACUUAAGCAUAGGCUAUUCAAAAUAUUUAGUUCAUUUCUCUAUUUUACUUCACACAGUUUUAUAUGCUGUGCACUUUCUCCAAAAUCGGAUGCAUACGCAGUCGUUAACGCUGCGGGACCCCGAAUCCCCUCCCUUGCAUUCUCCCUCCCCUCCCUGUUACCCCUACCCCUUGCUCCUUCAUUUGUCAGUUGCUUUGCCGUUUUGCGCGGUAAUAUGUACCAACCAGUCUUAAGUUUUUGUCCCUGAACCAGGUUGUUAGGCGGCUUAGCCAUGGCAAUGCCCCGCUUGCCUGUUAAAAUACCAGGUACUCAACCUGGUACAUUUGUGUAUCACAAAAAUGACGGGUAUGUCUAUCAGAAGAAUCGUGUAACCGAUACGAGUGUUUACCUAAAAUGUGCAAAAUAUGAGGGCAGAUUAUGCCAUGGACGGGCUAUUUUCAACGAAAGGGACGGUUUCAUUAGCAAAGCUAAUACUCACAAUCAUAAUCCUGAUGUUCAUGAGCCUGCAGAAAGGGAGCUCCGAGGAAAAAUUUUAGCCAGGUGCAGGACAGCAGAAUAUGUAUCUUUCAGAACUAUCAUUAAUCAGGAAAGAUAACCAUAUAAUAUGGCUGUAAAGCAAAGAGUGUCCCUUGCUCGAAUGCGCCCUGCAUUGCAUUGAAUGCAGAGGGCAAGGCGUUCUAUUUAUCCCGAGCCACCACAAUCAUUGCAGGAGUUAUCUGAAAUUCUUAGACCGCAAAACAGAAUUAUUACCAUGACAAAGGAUGGAAGGGACAACUUUUAUGCUGCUUCAGUGAAUGCUGCUGACGGUUCUCACUGUGUCAUAUUUGCAUCCAGAAGAAUGAUCAAUUUUGCUGCAAGAAACAUGGAUUAUUUUUUUGGUGAUGGAACGUUUCAAGUUCUUCCAGCUAUUCCAGAUUUGACACGUGCUUCACAGGUCUACACUGUGGUAGGUAACUGGAACCACCAUAUUAUACCUAUUGCAACUGUCAUAAUGACAAGACGGACUGAGAGUGCAUAUGAUGCUGUGUUGCAAGCUCUGCAUGCACUUUUGAAUGGUGCACCAAAUGUAAGGAAAAUAGUAACUGACUUUGAACCUGCUGCCCAGAAUGCUUGGGAGGACAACUUCCCGAAUGCAGAACUUCAAGGCUGCUUCUUCCAUGUUGUUCGUGCCUUCAUCAGGUAUGCCAAAGAGCAACUUCACAUGACUGUACAUCUCAGGAGGGAUGGACCUGUGCGCAGUUUGGUAAGGCUCUGCUGUGACAUUCCUCUGCUGCCCCGCAGAUAUUUUAGAAGAGGAUUUCUGAUCAUCAUGAAUGAAGCCAGAAAUGAAGGUCGCAGAAUAUAUGGUAUCCUGAGACCAUUCUUUGACUACAUCCUAAUAAACUGGAUCAACAAUGAGCACAAAAAUAGGCUCAUGUCUGUGUAUGGCUCCCGGUAUCGUACCAAUAAUACCUGUAAAAGCCAUCACAGGCAGCUCAAGAAAUACAUGGUGGUCCCCCACCCCAAUAUUUAUGACUUCAUUGGUGGCAUUGCCUCGAUUGAGGAUGCAGCCUGGAUUGAUGCUAAUGCACUAGAAAACGGUGAGGUUGUUGGACGCCGAAGGAAGGCUGCAUCAAUAGCCAAUGACCGACGCCUCCGCCGUCUUGCCAAUGACCUCAGGCAAGCUGGUCCCCAACUGAGAGAUGCUGCUAUCCUAAGAUACCUGCGGGCAGCAGCGUACACAUUUGCAAACGCCUAUGACAGGGCAGUGGAGGAGGCUUAAUUGCGAUGCUUCUCAUAAGUAGUUACUAUAUGUUAUCAUCCAUAUUCAUGUUCAUAUGAGGAUGCCUGUAUUAUGAUCUAGACUUAUAGAAGCAAUACAAUUGUUGUUACCGAUGCUAUUUGUAAUGCUUAUACUUAAUGUUGGCACCAUAGGUCAAAUCAAAGUGAAGAGAGAAUGCACAAUUAGAGAAUACAGAAUAAAUAGUUUUUGUUUUGAUUCCUUUGUUUGUUUAGAGCAAUAGUUUUUGCUGAUCAAGGAGUUCUGUGUAUUUUGGCAUGUGACUUAAUGUGUACUACGAAUAAGUUGCAAAUCCGCCCUUCCCAUGUUUCUUUAAGAUUUUUCUUUCUUAUUUUUUGUCCACUCCUACCAACUAGUUAAAUUAGUCCUACAAAACAUUUGUUCAAGAUUAAGUGAUAUUCAGUGCAAUGGAAUUGAAACUGCUUAAGAGGAGAUAUAUUGAGUGCAAUAAAUUACUAAAAAGAGAUUAAAUGGAAGACUGUAGUUCAAGCUCUAAAAUAAUACUUUAAAAAGUUCCACAAGUUAUGAUAGAAAAACGAAGAGAGGUUCAACUCUAAAAUGUCUUUAACAAUUUUCAUACAAUAUGGACACUUGAACUUGUGCAGUAUGGAAUUUUGCCUUAGCAGUCAUUGAAUCCACACAUGGUCCACAAAAUGGGUAGUGCCCACAGUCUAGGGCAUUAGCUGUUGCACAAGGGCCCUUGCAGACCCCGCACCGCUUACCAGCUUCAAUCUCAUCUGCGAGGAAAAAUAGUUCGAGUAACUAUCCAACUUUUUACUGAUACACAAAACAUGCACGUGUCACUUGUAAAUGGGAAUGCUAUGAAGUUCCACAAGUUGACAAUGGUGUGAAGUUACUGAUUCACAAUAUCAGAAGUCUAGAAAAGAUAAGAUUAUAUUACACACUUACCAUCACUAUCUUCACUCAUCUCUAGGACACCGUAGUUGCUUGGGCCUGGGGUUCCCACAUCUUGCUUGACGUUGGCAGCUUGGAUGAAGCUGGCAGCUGGCAUGACGUUGGAAGCUUGGAUGACGUUGACAGCUGGCAUGACAUUGGAAGGUUCGAUGACGUUGGAAGCUGGCAUGACGUUGGCAGCUGGCCCGACAUUUGCUAAACCAGAUGCAGCUCCUUGAUCAGCAAUGCGCUCCACGGCUAUUGCAAUCCUCGUCAGAACAUCCAGUGCUGUUAAAAGUAACACAGAACUAUAUGCAUUAAGAGGAAACAAGAGUUUAGUCAACGCAAGUACAGCAUUCAAAUAAUUAUAUGUAAUACGUUUGAGCUGCCACGCAAAUAAAUCAAUAUAUGUAAUUCAACUUGCGUACACUGUUGGAAGUUUUUUCGUAAUUUGACGAAAAAUGUCCUGUUAAUUUUUCAACACAAACUUC